UGUGUGUGUGUGUGUGUGUGUGUGUGUGUGUGUGUGUGUGUGUGUGUGUGUGUGUGUGUUUGCGCGCGCGCUGUCCGUUUGCGUCUCUUUGUGGGCGAGAUGCUAAAUACAGGCAAAGGAAUGAGUCUGCCACACGCGCUCCCCCGCUGAACCGACUCCUGCAGAUUUUGUCUUUGUGAACGUGAACGCUGCACUGCCUCCACCGCCACUACACCCUCUACUCUUGCAAGAUUUCGAACCUGUUUUGCGCUCGAGACAAUUAUCGCCUGAGAGGCACUCUAAUCUAAACGCAAAAUCCAAUCUGACAAGACCUUUACAUCUUCACGGAAGAUUGUGAUAUAUACAGCAGCAGGGAGAGGGGGGGCGAGAGAGCGAGAGAGAUUCAUUGCCGCCAACACAGCUGAGGAGGACGGUAGCAUACCCUAUAGAAGACAUACACGAUGGAUGGGAUGAAACCAGCGAUGGAGAACAACGCCGAGGAGAAUCAAGAGGAGAGAGAAGAGAGUAAAGGCUGCUUCGAGUGCUGCAUCAAGUGUCUGGGAGGUGUCCCCUACGCCUCUCUGGUGGCCACCAUCCUCUGCUUCUCGGGCGUGGCCCUGUUCUGCGGCUGCGGACAUGUGGCCCUCACGGGGACCCUCACCAUGCUGGAGAGCCACUUCUCGCGCGUGCCAACCGACCAUGCCACCCUCACCACUGUGAUCCAGAUCAUGCAGUACGUCAUCUAUGGCAUCGCCCCCUUCUUCUUCGUCUACGGCAUCAUCCUAUUGGCCGAGGGCUUCUACACCACCAGCGCCGUCAAAGACCUCCAGAACGAGUUCAAGACCAGCGUGUGCGGACGCUGCAUCACUGGCUUCUUUGUCUUCCUGACCUACAUCUUGGCGUUGGCCUGGCUCGGCAUCUUCGGCUUCUCCGCGGUGCCCGUCUUCCUCUUCUACAACAUGUGGACCACCUGCAACGCCAUGAAGUCCGAAGUGGCCAACAUCACCUCCCCCGACAACAUCUGCGUUGAUGUCAGGCAGUAUGGUGUGAUCCCAUGGACUGCCACGCCUGGGAGAGUCUGUGGAUCCUCUCUGAAUGACAUCUGCAACACUAGUGACUUUUAUCUGUCCUACCACCUGUAUAUCGUGGCCUGUGCCGGUGCUGGAGCCACUGUCAUUGCUCUGAUCCACUAUCUCAUGAUCCUAGCCGCCAAUUGGGCCUACCUGAAGGACGCUGUGCAGACCCACGCCUACCAGGACAUCAAGACCAAGGACGACCAGGAGCUGACGGACGUGCAGUCCCGCUCCAAGGAGGCCAUCAACUCGUCCUACUCAUAAAGGGCCUAUUACACAGCACACAACAUUACAGCACAGGCUGUGACGAUCAGAUCAUGCAAUGUUAAUUAGGGUUUGCAAUUUAACAUUUUAAGGUCUGAUUGUUACAAUGCAUUCAAUCACACGUCCCCCACCCCAUCCUCCUCCUCCUCCUUUUCUCUCUCUCUGCCAUCUGUACCUUCUUCCAUUCCCCUGUGAUCUCUCCGACUCUCUCUUUUUCUUUCUCUUCCCCCCUCUUUCUAUCUUUCUUUGUCUCUGUCGCUCUCUCUCUCUCUAUAGAACACACACUCAAAUACUGUACACAUGGGCAUACACACACACACAUACACACACACGCACACACUUACGACCCCACCCCCCCAUCCCUCCCCACCCCUCAGGCUGCAAACUGCUGACUAACACGGUUCAGUGCUGCCUCUCUCUCCUCCACGUGACACGGACGCACUCUGAGGCUCCCAUAGCUGUGACGUAUCACCGGCUUGUGCGUUUUUGAAACAUUUUUCUUUUUUUUACGUUCCUUUAUUUUUCAACAAUGCAUGUAAAAACGCCUUGGGGGUGGUCACACAGCGCCUUCAUUCACUCAGUUUUCUACUGCAACCUCUUGCAGCUUUAGUCGGGGUGAACUACUAGAUGACUGAAUGGGAAAGCGCAGUGUGACCCUGCCAGGUGAUUUUUAUUCCAGUGUUUCGUGGUGGACUUGUCUCUAAUAGCCGUGUGUGAUGUCCGUAUAGGGCCUACUGUGGGGCCUCAGCUAAAAGUGUCAUGACGCGUGGUGGAGGCGAAGUGGCACCCCACUACACUUAACUGUCUGCACUAACUCAACCAGGACGUUUCACAGGAACUUCCUUUUUUGGUGUUUUAUACAUUUAAAUAUAAAAUAUAAAUAUAUAAAUAUAUAAAUAUUAUAACUUGUGUGAAUGUGUAUGAAUGUUGUUUUUUCUAACUCUCUUUAAGUCGUACGUCAGGUUUAAUAUAACCUUUUUCUGCUCUUUUCUUUUUCUUUGCUUCUUUAUCUUUCUCUCUCUCUCUUUCUCUCUUUCUAAGUCCCUUCCCACUACAGCUUUGAUUUCUUCUGGUCCUUUUUUAUGGUUAUACUUGACACAUUGCACUGCUGUGAAAUCCUAUGAAUCAAUCAUGCACACCCUCGUAAACUCACACACGUACAGUACAACAAUUUGGAUGUCUAAGAUCUAUCUUGAUCUCUUUUUCUUAAAUGAAACAGCAGGAACGAACAAAAAGAAAUCCCUGUGAGUAGCUUAGAUUGAUGUUACUAUUUCAGCUGACAAUGUCACGUCAAGUCAGUGAAGUAGGAACACUAUAUGAAAGGUGCUUGUUCUCAGAUGUAUAACUUUCCUGAAGAACGAGAAAUAUCUGGUUUGCACAUAUUGUCUCAAGUAAGCUUGUAAUUUAUCAAACUGAAUAUCUGAUUUCAUUAUAGCACACUCUACAACUCGUUGAAGGGAUAUCUUUAAGAAGAAAGUCAUUUUUUAAUUAUUUUUAACUACCCUGUGGGAAAAAAAAUCAUUGAAGUAUUUUUUCCUCUUUGGAUUUCAGUGAUGUAGGUCUUAACCAUGUUCAUUGAGCAUAUUCUUGAAUUGUUGACGAAGCGUAAAUUAACUAUCUACGUAUAUAAUAUCAGUGUUUUGAAUCAGCGGUUUUGAUGGCAGCUGACACUUUUUCCUGAUUAAGCUACUGUGUAACACUGCUUGGAUUUUAUCUUGGGUCUGAUUUACAAUCUUGUGAUUUUAGCAGCAUUUGUGUCUUUUUCUUACUCUUACCUGACAACCCUGAUGGUAAUCUGAUGUGUCUGUGGAAAUAUUGGAUCUACUAAGUGUGUAACUCUCCAUGUGAGUGGAUAAGUGCUCCUGAAAAAAAAAACUGCCACAUUUGUCAUCCACUGUGUCACAGUAUGGUAUUUCUGGUCAGACACCGUUGUAAGCAGUGAUGGGCAACCUAGAUUUAGAAGCCAGAAUCCAGUGCCACAUAUUCCAAAUGACCUGGAUGUACCUGUCCAGUUCAACCAGGUGAUUGCCUUGCUGAACAGGUAAAACCAGGUCAUUUGAAAUAUGUGGCACUGGAUUGUAGCUUCUGAAUCCAGGUUGCCCAUCACUGGAAGGGACUGUCUUUGAAGGGCCUCUCCUUAACAGUUAUGCACAACUCGUGGCAUGACACUCUUAGUAUUUAAUGUACAGUACAUUGAUGUAUCACAUACAUUCAGAAGAAGAAAACAAACACCUGUCAUCUUAGUACAGUAGGUGUGUCAUGGUUACAUCAUUGACCCAAUACAACUAUGAAUUAAUGAUUUUAAUGGAUGAAGUUAACGUUCACAAUGAGUGUUGUUAAGAAGGCCCUCAUCAAAGACUGUUUUGUUUUUUUUUUCUCCCUGAGUUUUAAAGAUGAAUAUUACUAUUACCACUUUUACACGGUCGUGGUGUGUUUUUAGUAUACACAAACUUUUUCUCCCUCUUUUUUAAAUGUUAUCAAAAGCAUGUUGCCCACCCGCCAAGGGUUGAACUGCAAGAAGAAAAAAAACAUAACCUAUAUACGUUUUUUUGUUUUGGUUCCUGCCAACGUUGGAACUUAUCCACUGAUCGCAAUUUCAGUCUUUUUUGGUUUGUUUGUUUUGGGGUUUUGUUUUUCUUUUUUGUAUCAGAAGAUGUGUGCCUGUAUGUUUCGUUGUUCCCCUUUUUAUUGCAUGAUGGAAAGAUAACCUUUGACCUCCUCCUCCUCCUAAACUGUAGGUGAUGUGUUGUCAGACGUAUGGUAGGCAGUGUUUGCCCUUGUAACCGCCCUCCCCUCCCCAAACCCCAACCCCUCCCCACUCCUAUUCCAACCCUUACCCUUCUCCAGAAUAACCCACUGUGUUUUGAUGGAAUUGUAGUCCUAUUAUAGUUGUUUCACAUAGUCGAUUUUCUUUGGAGAAACGUUGACGGUUUUAUGAAUCCUGUAUAGUGAUGAUUUUUGUACCCUUCUCUAGUAAAACUGAUAUUUUCUAUGAUCGCCAA
Molecule: messenger RNA, 4318 nt
Organism: Engraulis encrasicolus (European anchovy)
Lineage: Eukaryota; Metazoa; Chordata; Actinopteri; Clupeiformes; Engraulidae
Gene: gpm6ba
Product: glycoprotein M6Ba
Exons: 7
Coding region: 441-1316 (291 amino acids)
Biological process (GO): neuron projection development
Cellular component (GO): plasma membrane
Source: RefSeq, a predicted model, not a curated record